AUAUUUCAAAGGAAUGUUAUAAUACGACGGUGUUUUUCGGUCGAAAAUGCAACCAUGUCUUUGCCGGCGGGAGUUUCGCAAGAGGCAUUUUUACUACAGAAUCGCUUUGACAAAAUGAGCUCUAAGAUUGCUUCUCGCAAAAAAAGCAAACGGAGACCUCGAUAUCUGCAGGCUUUGAGGGAUUUUACAGCAGCAGAUGCUUGCUUUUCUGAUGGAGCAAAUCCUCUUUCAUUUCACAUAGGUGAGAUUUUUACAUUUCUCAGCCGCAGGGACAACUAUUGGGUGAAUGUCGAGAGGACGGUUUGGAAGAACAAUCCUUUAUUAAAGACUAAAGAUUACCCUACCAUUGAGCGGGGAAUCGUACCUGUUGACUACGUGAUCGAGAUGGAUAGUACAACAAAACAAAAUGGAAGACUGUCAGCGGCGAAAUCAGAGGAUUGCUUGGUUUCUACAAGUGAGGAUAGCCAGGACGACUUUUUCAAGGUAAGCUUAACUUUAGUUUCGACUUUGUAAGAUAUCAUCUUCCGUGCCGAUUGCAUUCCUUUUACAAUACUACCUUUGCUGCCAAGAAAAGCAACAGAAUAGCAAAAUUAAUGAUAUAUUUGAAAUGGUCUUCUCGAUACCUGAUGAUCAGUUAAUUGUAUAAGCCCACCGCGUUCUGGAACAACUUAAAUAGUUUAUAUAUUCAUUCCCUUCUUCUCAUUGUGAAACCGUUUGAAAACAUAAACAUAACUCAAACACCUUACGUCAUUAUAUUUAGCUAUAUAUUAUUUCUACCUGCCCGCGUCAAAAAAGAUUGUAUUAACGGCGAUCAUCUUAAUUAACUCCAUAUGAGAUAAGUUUAGAAAGUAUUUUCGACUUCCGUUUUUUUCUAUGCAGAAAAUGUUUUUUGCCGAUUUUCAUUAGCUGGAAAAGUUAACAAGAAAUUGUAGGUCAUAAAUAAUAGAUGUGGGAGAAGAUUGAACUUGUGAAGCCGGUUUUUGUCGAUGUUAAUUUUUUGUCUUCAAUAUCGAUUUAUUAACAGAAUUAAUUAAAAAAUUAAAACUUUAAAGUGUGAAAUUUAUGUGACUCAGAUCAAAUGGGAUAGAACUGGGUGUUUAUUGUAAUUUCCGGUCACGUAACCGUCCCCAUUCCAUGCUGAUUAUCUGGAGCUAAGAUGUCUGAGUCAUUUAAUUCAAAAAUAAGUUGUCUAGACUUGUUCGCCCUUGUCUAGCCUGUGUACUGCCUUUGCAGGAAAAUGGUGUCCUCUCCAAAUUUUACUGAUGAGAUGGGUCCUUCUUCACGAGAGAGGCCGGGAAUGUUUUCUCUCAGUGAAGUAAAGUGCAUACUCUCGUUUCAGGCCAUUAGUUAGCUUGAUAUUGCAUGCAAGAGCAAGCAUUUAUGAGUCCUCAAUUUUCCUUGAAAGCGUUGCAAGAACAGGGUUGCCACAGUCAGGGAAAAGUCAGGAAAAACUGAAAAUUUUUCAAGGUCAGGGAAAAGUCGGGGAAUUUUUCAAAAAGUCAGGGAAAAUCUUUGAUGUUGUCAAAGUCAGUGAAAAGUCAGGGAAUUCUGUUUUCUUGUUUAUAGUUCACAAGUUUUCUUCAAGAUUUUGAAUUGUAUUUUCUUUCAGAAAAAAUGAAAAGUAUGCUGCAAAGUAAGCAAAGCAAUCAAUUUGACACUCAAGGUCUGACACAUGUUGUAGCCGUGGUCAGUGGUUUUCAUUGUGGAUUCUUUCUUCCAAAUUCCUUCUUCCUCUUUCCGUAAAAAGCGGAAAGACGUUGAAAAUGAAGAGAAAACUGUCGAUGGUCUGCAAAAAAAGCUAAGGAGAAUGUAAACAUGGAUUGUUUCUCAUUAAUAGAAGGUCAGGAAAAGUCAGGGAAUUUUUAACUUUCUGAUGAGUGGCAACCCUGAAAACGUAAACGUAGGCAUGAGCACAAGGGACAAAUUUUUCCUUUUUUUGUGCAUGAGAUUGAGCUUGUGCAAUAUUCAUUUCACUAGAAACAGAACUUUUGUGUUAUCCCUUGUGCCUCAUGCUUGCAUUCCAAGUAACAAGCAUGUUUAAUAGAUUUUUGAUGAGAAAAAAUGAUAUUUCCAUCAAACUAAGUUCAAUUUGACCUGUUACUGAGAAAUCAACAAUGAUUGUAGGCAAACUAAUUCGUUGUUAAUUUUCUAGGUUAAAAGUGAGAGAGACUGUCUGGCUGAAGAGAUAGAACAGCUAAAGAGGAAGCUUGAUGAAGCUUACAAGGAGAAUGCUGCCCUUCUUGAACGGUUAGUGCCAUCUAUGAUCUCAGAUCAUUAUACGUUUCUGGGAAACUGUCCACCUACCCCUCCCCAAAGUCAAUAUUUUGCCCUGAGUGAAAAGUAAGUGUUAAUGUUGGCUAAGGGGAGGGGUAGGUAGGCAAUUUCCCAGAAACAUAAAUUAUUGAUCCAUGAUCCCUAUGUAGGAAUAGACCCUUCCAGGGUUUUUUUAAACUUUUGAUGGAGACCUGUAAGCAAAUAUCAAUCGACAGUGCUGGAAAGAGGGCCUUAGGUAACUUACUAAGUUUAAAGGUGAUACAUGUACAUUCAAAGAGACGAAAGAUAUUGCAAGCCCUAGGAUUUCAAAUCCCAUGGAAAACAAUUUUUCGGUUCUUUGCCCAGACACCGUGGAAAACGAUGGGUAAUAAUAAUAAGAUCCAGUAACAACACAGUACCGGAAACGAUCAUUACGGUGAAAUCCUAGGGCUUGUAUUGCUCUACAUGGUAUGGUGUGGGGAGGGGUGGGAGGCACAAACUUGCCUCCCCACCAUACAACUGUCUAUAAAAUUGUGUGACUUUGCAGAGCUAUGUCUUUGUUCAUUUUUAACAAAUCACCUUCAAACUUGGCAGCUUUACUGAUCUUAAGGGGUUCUUUCUAGCAGUAUUGACAGAUUUUUGCAAACUAGUCCAGAUCAAAAGUUGAAAAAAUUGUGGAAAGUUCUAUACCAUAAUAGGACAUAGGAGUAUGCGAGGGCUUUGAACUACAGAUAGUGAGAUAGGUUGAGAACACUUCACAUGGGAUCUCAAAACUGAUACAAAAGGUGUGAUUUAACAUGGGAGUGCAAAGCACUACACUGUAGUUAGACGGGGACUACAACUGCCUCUCAUCUUGCCAGUCGCCAUGUAUUCAGCUCCUAAUAAUGAAUGAAGACAUCGACUUUGUUACACAUUAUUAUACCCAGUGCCUGCAGGUUUGUUUCGUUUGUUUGUUUAUUCCAAAAUCGUCGCUUGUCAGUUAAAUUAGGUCUCCUCAAAAUAGGUUAUAAUGAAUUGUUAAGGAAAUAAUUUGUGCUUCUGAAUUUUUCAGUAGUGCUAGUAAUCCUUUUGUGUUGUCAAACUUUAAGUCCACUGAGUUGCAUGCAGGAUUCAACACCAAGAACAGCCUUUAACAACAUGUGACUUCUACAUGUGUGUAGUGUUUGAUACAUUUCACUUGGUUGUGAUUGGUUGAGCCAGUUUGGGUUCUUAAUUGAGGCAUAGAACUUACCUCGGAAACUGUCAUGUGGAAUUCUUCUGUUCUUUUUUGCCUAUCAGCAUAGCAGUUUCUUUCAAGGCUAACCCAGGGCUCAAAAAAGGCUUGAAUUCCAGGUUUUCCUUUGGGCAAGAAGCUCUGUUAUUAUGGUUGCCCAGGAACACUUUGUCAAUGAUUUUGUUAGCAGUUGACCUACCUGGACCCUUUCCCAACUUUAUCUACCCUUAAUCCCUUUCUGUAACAAGACAAUCAGCAGGCUAUACAGUUGAACCCAACUUUACCAACCCCUGCUUAACACAGACACCUCAUUAUUAUGGACAGUUUGCUUUGUCCCUCGGGAACAAAAGCCCAUACAUUUUCUCUAAAUUCAACCCACUUAAUACAGACACCCCAUUAACCCUUUAAGUCCCAAUAGUGACCAACAACAAUUUUCUCCUAACAAUAUCCAUAUGUUGCCAAGAGAAAUGAUUAUGAGAGUUAAUAAAAUGAUCACGAAAGAAAAAAUGCUUUGAUCUGUUAUCAAACUCUCUCAACUAUUUUUUUAAGGAAAUGUAUGAAGGUCAGUAUGGAGAAUUAAUAUGUAGAUAUGGGGGCUUAACCCUUUAAGCCCCAAUAUCCACAAACAAAUUCUCCAAACUGAUCUCUGUACAUUUCCUUACAGAAUAAGUUGGGAGAACUUGAUAAAAGAUGAGAGAUUCUUCUCUUUGUGAUCAUUUGAUUAAUUCUCAUAGAUGUUGCACUUGACAAUCUAUGGAUAUUGUUAGGAGAAAACUGAUGUUGGUCACUAUUGGGGGUUAACGGGUUAAAACGGACUCUUUCUAUGAUCCCUCAGUGUCUGUAUUAACAGGAUUUGACUGUAUUAAAUGAUGAAAAUCAGGCUUUGGUAUAUUGGACAUUCCAUCUUUUAUUAAGAUGUAAAUUCCCUAACUUUGCUAUUGAUUUUUAAGGUCAGCACAGGAAUACAAGAACAAUUUACAGCUAGUUCAUCAGCUGUUAUCACAGUAAGAUACUUGCAAGCCACUUCUAAUGAGAACGUCUGCAGUCGUCACCCAGUCGUGUUACGUGCGCCCCUGUCAUACGUGGUUAACCAAGUCUUAUUGAUUUAACUGGCUGAUGAAUGAAGCUAAUAUUUUCUUUAAUAAUUAAUGUAAAAUUAAGUUAAUACCACUAAGCAUGAGAAAUCAACUUAUUUAUCAGAUGAUUAUCAUUAAUUUGCUGUGUGGCUAAUAAUUAUUAUGUUAAGUUAAUUUUGCUACUGCAUGUCAUUGGGUUAUGAUAUUGUUUUAAUAACAUGUACUAAUGCUGUUUAUACCUGGGGCGUUGUCCAUUUAACAAAAAUUCUGGUUUGAAAUUUCGGAAAUUCCAUGUGCCCAAUGGAAUAGUACAAUCUAGUUGAACAGACCCGACCCAAACCACCGCGCAUUUGGUUAUUGUUCUUGAAAGCAGGAUACAAAAGAGCGGUACUGGGGACAACAAUUUUGUCAAAUGGAAAGGGACAUUUCGGUCCAACCGACCAAAAUGACCAGACUGCUCAAAGAGGUCCACCUUCAAAGCUGAUUCCGAAUAUUCCAGUUGGACCAAAUCAAAAUGGUCCUUUCCGUUAAAAAGUACCAACUGAAAUUUAUGGAAUUUUGGGUUGAAUGGAAAGCACCACUGACUACCUCCUUUUUUUGUUGAUUACGGUAAUUUACUUCUUUCCGUUUUUAAAAAGUUGUUUCAAUGUUACAUCCAGGAAGGUAAACAUAAAGCUGUGGUUAUUGGGCCAAGAGCAUCAACUUACUCUGUAUUUCCACAACAGUCAUGGAAGAUUAACAGAUAUAAGAAAGCUAACUCUAAAUCAGGGGCUGUGUUUUCCUCAGUUUGUGACUCAAGUUGCCCCUGAUGUCCACCCAUUUUGCAAUGCAAUUAUCUUAUUAUCUAUAAAUGUCUUGGUUAUAAUAGGUAUUAUGCUGUUGGAGAAGUAGUGGUUACCUCAAAAGAAGAGCUUGCAAUUGCACAACAGUCUUUAAUAGAGGUAUAAUAUUAUUGAUACAUGUACGUCCAUCUAAGUAGUAUUAUGUCCUGUUAGUAACUGUGCUGGGCCUUUUUCAGUCUUGGGGUUGAGUGUCAAAAGUGGAACCCCGUGGAUACUCCAGACAUCUAACCUCCAUUCAGCGACACAGUUGUUAAUAGAGUUUAAUCUCCAUGAAAUAACACAAGGACCCCACUAAAUGGUUUAUCACAGAGUGUUGUUAUUCCACUCAUUUGUUGUUUCAGUGUAAGUAUUAGUUACAGUCAAGGCAAAGUGAAAAUAUGUCAUGGUAAUACUGAAUAAAAUUCUUCAUUGCACUCUAAAAUCCCAGUUUGAAAGAACUUGGAAAAUGAUUAGUUUAGGUGCAUCAGAUGCUAACGAGGUUAGCGUACUAUAUACUUAUUUACUGAGUGGGGUGGCUGGAUGGGUAGGUAUUUGGCUUGAGGUCCGUGUGUCCUGACCGAGAGCCAACUAUUUUCACAUCGGGCUUGACCUAACUCAGUCAAUAAGAAUUUUAUCACAUGACCAUUGUGUUUGAAUUUUUGUGACGGAGUAAACCCACAUCAAUCAGUAUGCUUUUCUAGCAGUGUCAUAAGCGGAACUUUAUUUUUCGUAUGGUUUUCCAACAAAAUUGCACACGGGGUCAUUCGGGUAACAUGAUAAAAAUUGAUGUACUUUUUUUUUCAUUACUACUGUGUGAACUAUCUGGCUUUUAUUUUUAUGUCCUGACAGGGGCCUAUCUUUUAGUUGUUUUAUUGUUGUUGCUGUUGUUUUUUUUUCUUCAUUCCCAGUAGUGCACUGUUGUAGCAUGACCUUGUUUUUCUUGUCCCAUGUUCAUUUUACAGGAACAACAAAAAAGUCAGAAGUAUCAAAAGCAGCUAGAAGACAUAAAGACUCAAAUAAAUAAAUCAGGCAAUAAAUCAGCAGUAUGUAUUCUGCACAGUCUAUAUAUUUAUUCAUUGGAGAUUGUCAUGGCAGAAGAUUUACUUUCAAACCUUUCCCUCUGCCCCCCCAACUAGUGGACACAUGCCGUAGGCAGAAACACACUCAUGGUCCCAGCAAAAUACAAACAGUACAUCAUCAGCCAUCUUUUAAAAGGCAGAUCCUUUUUCUGUUCUCCUAGAUGUCUCAUUUACUGAAGGUUCAAUAGUAAUAAUAUUAUUGUAAUAAUUAAUCUAAUAAUGAUUUUGGAGAAAGCCAUGGUAUCCCUAUGAACUGUUGUUAAUUUCUUUUUUUAUUAUUUCCUGAUUACAGAUCAAACUUUUGGAUAAAAUACUUCCAAAAGAAAUAAAACCUCAGUCAAAUGGAUUAAUAUCAAAAGUAAGUAGUCAUGUUUUGUUACAGUAACGUUAGUUUAUUUAGCAAAUCCAUAACACAAGACAGGGCUGUCAUUAAGUCUUGAAGCAGGCGUAACAUGAAAGAUUUCAGCCAUAACAUGUUAAAGUAAGCACUGCACAUUGCUUAAUGAGGUUUGCUGCUGAGAAUGACAUUGGGAAAAGCAACGAUCGAUCAGAAAUUUUAUCCGAAAGUUUUUGAAGGGAAAAGGUUUUUCGUUUAACAUGUCUUAGAAUCAAGGACACAGAAGACACAAGGCAACAGUCAUAUUUAAUUCAUAAGGUAUUGUUUAUUGAUAAAUUUUGAUUUGUCUUGGUCCGUGAAAAUGCUUAUCAAAUAAUUUUAGGCAGCAACCAUCAGCCAUAACAUGACUGAGCUCAGCUGUAAGAGGUGUUGCAGGUUACGGCUCCUAAUGACAUCCCUGUAUGAUGAGUGGAGAGAUAUAAGGGGGACCCAAGUAUGAUCACCCAGCUCUUAGACAGUGAAUCAACAGGGUGCAAAGAAAGUAAUAUUUUUGAAGCUUGCCAUUCAGGCAAGCUGAAGGUAGAAUAUCCAAAGCAUAUGCAAAGCCCAAACGUCGUUUCAACUAGCCCCAAAAACACUUUAAUGAGCAGAAUUGAUUUCACAGUUCUUCUGUAAUUUGAAUCCCUCAAAAAACUUCACUUGCCCAUCAGCCAAGUUAAGAACAAAAUUCACUAGCCCAAUAGCAAAAUCUACUAGCCCCGGACUAUCGGACACUACUUUCUUUGCAUGCUGACCAACCACUCCCAUGGCUGGUGAGCUCCUCAACCCUGCCAUGAGUCAUCUGAGCACCAGUCAUGCUGCAUUGACAGAGCAAAAGGAAAGAGAGAAGGAGGCAAAAAUGAAACCAUGAACUGACCAACACUUCGACAUGCUGAAAUUAUGCUUCAUCCCUCUACAAUGAGGAGUGCUCAGAGCAAGGGCCAAUAUUCUUUUACUCCUGAGAGCAAUAAACAUACCACCUGCUUUGUCCUAAACUAUACUGAACAAAAACCCAGGCAGGUGGUGGUUGAGGAUACAAUAUUAAUUUUUGUUGCUAAUCUUGUUGUUGUUGUUGUUUGACUGUUCUUAACAGUAAAAAUAUAGUUAUUUAUUACUGUAAUGAUAACUUUUUCAUUAUUUUUGCAGGCUAAACCUGCCAGUUCUUCAGAUGACCUGAUGUUGUCCUGUGCAAUCUGCCAUGAAAAAAUGAGGUGAUUAAUUUUUAAUCAUAAAGAUAGGAAAUGUUGAUUAAUAAACCUAGUGUGAUCCUCAGUAACUGUUUCCCUUGUCCUUGUCUUCUACGAUUGUGAAUUAUUUACUAAGAGUAGGGAGACAAGAAAGGGUAACGAUGAUGUUGAUAAUCAUGAAUAAUUUGAAACUAGGUUGAAAUCAUUUUAUAGCCUUAAUUUGAACUACAACAUUGAUAUAUGAAUAGCAUAUAUUUCAUCUUUUUCAUUAUUUCAAUAUUAUUUUCAUUUUGUAAUAUUAUUGGUCUCCUUGUUUGCUACAGAGUAGCUGACCUGGCUUCACAUUCCAAGGUGUGUUCUCCUAAGGACUCAGGGAAAACUCCUACCACGUGAGUUAAAAAUUAAUAUCCCACUUUGUUUAAAUGUGACUAAAUGAAAUUUAGUGUAAGUUUGUAGUCAUCAGUUCCAGAUUCCAUCCUAUGCCUGACAUCGGUCACAUUACUGUUGGUUCUGAGUGCAUUGCACCUCGUGACUCUGUUCGUAAUUUAGGGGUUCAGUUUGAUAGCAUAUUUAGUUUUGAGGAGCACAUUAAGAACAUUUGUAAAUCAUCGUUCUAUCAUUUGAGAAAUAUUGCUAAAAUCCGCAAGUACUUAAGCCAAGAUACAUGUAAAAUCUUACUCCAUGCAUUUAUUAGUUCGAAACUUGAUCACUGUAAAACUUCCUUAUUACAUGGCCUUCCUACGUAUCUGUUAGCUAGACUACAGGCAGUUCAGAAUGCUGCAGCUCGUGUUGUCACACUGACACCGAAGCAUGUUCAUAUAACUCCUAUUUUAAUUAAUCUUCAUUGGUUACCAGUUGAGUUUAGAAUAACUUUUAAAGUCCUUUUAUCGGUAUACAAGGCCCUUCAUGGCCUUGCACCUUCUUUUAUUUCGGACCUUUUGAAUUUUAAAACAUACUCUAGGUCAUUGCGUUCUUCAUGUAAAGAAUAUUUAGUGGUUCCAAGAAGCAGAUUGAAAACGUAUGGAGACAGAGCUUUCUCUAUUGCAGGACCUAAAUUGUGGAAUGAUUUACCUCUAGAGAUUAGGAAAUGUGCUUCAGUGGCAACUUUUAAGCAAUCCCUUAAAACUUUUUUAUUUAAGUUAGCAUAUAGGUUAUGAGAUUCCUUUUGUUUUAAGAUGUUUUUGAUUUAUAUAGUAGAUAACUUAGGCUAUAUUUGAAUUAUAUUGUAUAUUGUAGAUAUUUUAUAAUUUAGAUUUUUUAUAUUCUAUUUUGUAAUUAGGUAGUGCUUUGGACAAUUAUUGGAUUUUAGCGCUAUAUAAAUAAAAUUAUUAUUAUUAUUAUUAUUAUUAAACUCAAGACAUUGCUGACCAGUCCUUCGUCUGAGAUUUAUAGUGAUGCUUGCAUGGCUUUGCUGGGGCAUUUGAGAAUUUACAGAUUCUCAGUUGAGGUCACCCUAUAACAUUCAUUUGUAAAUUGUAAUUUGCUUACCCACGUAGCACUUAGGAGUUUUUAUGAACUCGUUUAAAGGUAUCCAUAUCUUCCAGAUUGAAUUGGAAUUUGAAACAAUUGGCUUUUGAGGAGAGGGAAAAACCGGAGUACCCAGAGAAAAACCUCUCGGAGCAAGGAAGGGAACCAACAACAAACUCAACCCACAUAUGGCUUCGAUGCUGUGAUUUGAGCCCAGGUCACAUUGGUGGGCGGCAAGCCCACCACAAAUGCACCACCCUUGCUCCCCACACUGUCACUUUACGUUGCUCAUGCUCAUUAAGUGUUCUGCUCUGUACCCAACCCUUCACUUUGAUAAAUAUCGGUGAGUAUUCUAAGGUGUCACCGGUUAGCAGUGUGACGGUGUCUGGUUCGAUGCCACUCCCAGGGUUGUCAUGGUUAUGCAUUCCUCUCAGCUGCUUUUUUGUUCCACCAGCCAUGGGGUAUUUAAGGAGCUUUGUAUGCCAGAUCUUUGUCACAUGAACCUGGCUUAAUGGCCUUAGUUAGCUCCCUUGGGUAUCCUGUAGCUCAGUGGUAGAGCAUUUGAACUUUUUAUUACUCCUUUCCUUUAGUUAAUCUUAUAUUUUUGGUCAUUGUUCCUUCCAGUCCAACAACACCUUCAUCAGACUUACUACGAGUUACAGUAACAAGCUCUGAAACUGAUGAGCAAAAUGCAACCUUUAAAGUUGUAACAAAGGUAAGAAACUUCUAUAAAACUACAGUUGCAUGUAAAGGAGUGAGUUUAAAUGCUUGUCCCCAUAGGACGUUGCAUCCUUGAAAUUAUCCACAAUGGAAACUGUCUGUCAAUAAGCUAUUUGCACGAUGAUGUCCUUUUACUACUAUGACCUUAAUCCUUCAAAGGUUUGCUGUCUUUUACAAAUUAGAGCUUUUGUUAUAUAAGCCUUACUGGGAUAACCAGAUUUAAAUAUGAAAGGAACAAAGAUAACAUAAGGAUUCUAGUCCUAGUAGUAAAAUGAAGCCAUCAUUAUUGCCAAUCAUGGACAUGUCAAAAACAUCCCCUUUCCCACUGCCUUCUCAGUCUUCCUCUUUCUCUUUUCCCAUCUAUCUUCUCCUCCAACAUGAUCUUUCCCAAGCCCUUACUGCUUUUCAAAUGGCCAAAAUACUUCAGCUCAGCAAGGAAAUCCUGCUUCUUGUGGAAUUAAAUGCGUCCUAAUUUAUUAUCUAAUCUCCAAGCAACAAGCUCGACUUAAUGCCUUUUAAAAAGCACUCUUGUUUGUUCUGUUCUCCAGCCAUAAUAUUUUAAAAAAUUUUCUGUAGCACUUCAUUUCAAAAGCAUUAAUUCUUUGUAAAGUUGUUUUUCCAAGUGUCCACGUCUCACAGCCAUAUACGGUAUGUAGCUGAGGGGAAAACACAUGUUCUGUGAAUUCUUAGUCUUGCUUGAGGAUCCUGACCAUUCCACAAGAAUUUCAACUUCGACAGCUUGUUUGUUGCUAUAGCAAGCCUUUUCUUUAUUUCCUCCGACUCAUCUCCAUCUCCAGAUAUUGUUGAUCCCAGAUAAACAUAUUUGGGAACCCAUUCCAAGAUUUCACCUUUUACUUAUAUUUCUAUUUUGCAAUAUUCCUUUGUUUGCCAGUCGUCAUAAGCAUGGUCUUUUAUGCUUUUAAAUUCUGGCAUUUUCUCACCAUUAUGUUUGUCUACUGCCUCAACUAGAUAAGAUAAUCCCCUUGCACAAUGGGAUUGUAAGAUAGUUACAUAUUCAUAACGCAGAUCUCAGAUUUUGUGUCCAUGGAUUCAGCUUCUUGAAGUCCACUGAUCCCCCAUCUUUUCCAACAUCUCUCAUGUACAGGAGAAGGAAGUAAAACCAAGAAAUAUAUUGGAGGAUAGUAUGGAGAAUUAUGCAUGCUAAUGUUAUUAAUUAGCAUUAAUUUGCACUGUGAUGUUUUGUCUGUAGACUACCUUAGCGGACUAUAAAUUUUCGGAUUAUGAGGUUCAUCGUAGUGAGGCUGAUUUUGAGUGGCUUCAAUCUGCCUUUGAAGAGUCUUGUCCUGAAAGAAUUAUUCCUCCAAUGGUGAUACACUCUUCGUUGCAUGGUAUGUGGCAUUGUUCCAUUAUUUUCCCGGUCAAAGCCCUUCAGUUCAAACCUAUCGUAAUGACUACCUCUUACAAGUGACCGUGGCCAUUUUUAGCUUGAUGGUUUUAUAGUUUUCCAUUGUUUUUAACCUCCUGUAAGCUACUACUUGGCACAAUGUUCACUGGAUAUGUAUGUAACAUGGCGCUUAGAGUAUACAAAGAAAUUUCAGUAGCAGCUUGAAACUCAAGAAACUUAAUGACUAUAGUAGAUGUGUCGGGGCCUAUUCUUGGAAGAGGCCCUCUGUUUUGUCAAUUCUCAUAUAAAGCGACCACCUGCUGAAAGGUAAGCGACCACGAAAUCUUCGUAUUCUGGGUGGUCGCUUACGGGAGGUUUUUACUGUAGUUACAAUGUUUAUUUUAUUACUUUUAGGCAAAAUGAGAGAAGUUCAAAGGUUUUUAUCAAGAAUAUGUGCUCACAAGGUAAAAAGAGUCUUGAGACUUGAGAUGGAAUUGACACUCAUACUUUUAAUCACUUUGAUUUGACUGUCUGUCUACAAGAAAAAUAUCUUUUUGACUUUGUUGUUUAAAAUUCAUAAAGAAAAAAUUAAAAAAAAAAACAUGAAUUAACAGCAUGUCAAAAUACAGUGGAACCUCGAUAUAACAAACCUCUAUAAUAAAUUAUUUAACGAAGUCCUCGGUAUAACAAAUGAUUUUCUUUACCCCAGUAAUAGAAAAGGAAGUUUGAUAUUUGCCAGUCCCUUGGCCCUUCAUUAUAUCAAUGUUCCACUGUAACACUUUCUUAGUUCCACAAGUGGAGACAUAAUCAUUUUUUGCAUGCUAACAUUAUAACAAAUAUGUUCUCCAUUUUAGGUUUUAAGGAAGCACCGUCUUUUGAACUUGUUUUUAACUGGUGAAGGACAGGUAAAUUCAUAAUCAUGUGGUUCAUUUUAAAUUGCCAGCUGCUCACAGUCUGCAGUCAAACCAGCAUGUAGCGGUCACCCUUUAAGAAUGGCCGACUGACUGCUUAAUACAGGUUUGACAAACCAAAGAGUUGAUCAAGACAAUAUUGAUAAUGAUGGUGACAAAGCGUAACACGAAAAGUUGACCUGGAAGUGUUUCUACCUUGUACUUCUAUUACUAUGGCUGAGUAAGAGCCUGCCUCGAUUCAUCACACCUCUUUCAGGUCUCCUUAUCCAACAUAGCUGUUCUCAGCGCUUCCGUGCUGUUCAAGCUGGUAUCCCUACUAAGGUUAUCUAUAUAAGUAACAGCUGGUCUGCCCAUGCUCAUGUACCCACACAUUGGCUGCCAAAGUACUAGUUAAGACACUUCCUCCUCUGGGUGUCUAGCACAAUGGCCAGCUAGCUUCAACCUUCUGAAACCCACUUUUGAUGACACUGGUGAUAAAUUACCAUAUAGUUCCUUGUUGAUCAAUUUAUCUUGCCAAGACACAUUUAAUACUUCUACCUCUUCUUGUGCCAAAAGAAAGGGAGUAAAAUACCACUGAAUGCCAUACUCAGCGUAUCUAUUGCACUUGUGUCUUGACAAAGUGACCGUUCAAUAGAGGUGAAAACAAUAAAGUUGGGACCACAGAAAAGGUGACCGCUUAAUAGAGAUGACCUCCAAAAUAAUACAGGGCAGAUUUACGGUGAUAAAUAGAUGGAAAUGAUUUUUGGGACUUAAGAAAGUGACCACUUAAUCGAGGGUGACCGCUCAAUGCAGGUCCUCUUAAUAACGACCAUUUGUUUUGAUAUUAAUUUUUUAGGACAUUCAGAAAGCUAGGGAGGAACUUGAAAAGAAAAGAAGAAAAGAGGAUACUUCAGAACAUGAAUUUUUAAGGAAAGAAUCCUAUGAUCAAAAUGCUCCCGUAAUAAAGUGUCAGGUCAGUAGUCUGCCUACUGUUAUCCCUUUAAAUCACAAGAUCAACAUUUAAAUUCUCAUUUGUCCUCCUUAUUGGUUUCCUGUAGAAAUAGUGGGAAAAGUAAAUUCAUCUUGUGUGAUCAGUGUCCGUAAUUCUCAAGACCACUCUGAUAAAGCAUCGGCAUGACAAGGAGAAAUUUGAUGCUGAUCACUUUUAUGGUGGUUAUCAUCAUCAUCAUCAUCAUCAUCAUCAUCAUCAUCAUCAUCAUCAUCAUCACCAUUAUCAUCAUCAUCAUCAUCAUCAUCAUCAUCAUCAUCAUCAUCAUCAUCAUCACCACUAUCAUCAUCAUCAUCAUCAUCAUCAUCAUCAUCAUCAUCAUCAUCAUCAUCAUCAUCAUCAUCAUCAUCAUUAUCAUCAUCAUCAUCACCACUAUCAUCAUCAUCAUCAUCAUCAUCGUUAUCAUCAUCAUCAUCAUCAUCAUCAUCAUCAUCAUCAUCAUCAUCAUCAUCAUCAUUAUCAUUAUCAUCAUCACCAUUAUCAUCAUCAUCACCAUCACCAUAAACACCAUUACUGUUAUAAAGUUCAAAAGCUGCUCCUGUCUGUCUGUCUAAGCUCUGAAUUGUCAUUGUCAAUAUUAUUUUCUAGUAAUUUUAUUUUUAAUCAUUUUUGUCACCAUUCUCCUUUCUUUUGUUGUUGUUUUGUGCUGUACUUGUUUUAUUUUAUUAUUAUUAUUUUGGGGGGGAGUGGUGGGGGUGGCUCACAAGUUUGGGAUAUUUGUCAGGACUGUGCUCUGGCCCCUGUCACCUCUCUCGGGUGACUAGAAAAUCUUAGUUUUUUCAUACUAAUCAUAAGCUGGGCACCCUAGAUUUUACAGGUUCAGAGCACUUGGCUCCCUUGAAUUUUCCUUAGAGCACAGCCUUGUGAUUGUAACACGUCACUAGGUUUAUGGACACAACCUGAGUGGUUUAAAUAAUAAAACCUAUACUUCUCAUGGUUAACAAAUAUCAUUUUGAUGUUCUCAUUUCCUAAAUUAUAGAGAUACUUGGGGCAGUUUUCUGAUAACCUUGAGGGAUUAAUAACUCAUCUUCAGGACAGUUUAAACAAGAACACAACAGGUAUUAACAAUAAUUAAAUGAGCAGUCAUUGUCAUUGUCCUGUGUUGUUUCAUGGAUUUAAUGUUUUCUGACUGUUUUUAGAUGGUCCUGGUGUUUGGUUUAAAUCUUUGGCAGACUGUGAGCCAGCAGAUACAUACUUAAAGGUACAUUUUAUCUAUAUUUUAAUUUAUUUUCCCACAUAUGCUGCAUAUAACAACUUAAUUUAAAUGCAGGCAUCAAUUUAAUAAAAUGUUUGUUAGGGUACAUUUAAUUUGCCAGUGUAGCUAUGAGUCUUUAAACAAUAGCUACACUUAAAAACUAGCUUAAACUGGUAAAAGUUUUACUCAAUUUACCCCAGUCUAAAAAAUUAAUCUUGAGCAAUCUAUUAAAAGUCGGUUAGUGAUAUUCACAUUGCUUAUCAAUGGAACGUGCGUAGUCUGGUCUGAAAGAAACAUGUUUCACCGCGAAAACCAUUCACACCAGGCAGUGCACUGGGUGAAGUGUGACUGAUACUUGUUUGGUCUAAGCAUCAUUGAAAUUAGGUAGUUUCAAUCUCAGUCAGAUGAAACGAGUUAAACAUAAUGGUUGACAGGGCAGAGUAGAGGAAGAACAGUACACAGUAGAGAGGUGAAGAGUCAAUAUUAAAGAACCUAUUUCUAGUACAUGGCUCUACGAGGAAAUAGAAAUUUUAUUGCAAUUUGGGCUGACAAGGAAAUUCAACGUCAGUUAUCAUCCUUGGGCUGCAAGCAAAAUUUGUUAAUUAAUUUGUUGUUCUUGUUUUGAUUUUCCCACAGAUAGCUGCAGAAGCUCUUAGCAAAAUCUGCAUUGAGUUGGAAAAUAAUCGUGUAUGUAGCAUUGCAAGAUAUGUUUUAUUUAAAUAUGUUCAGAGGUGGAUCUGCACUUUCUGGGGAUUUCUUGUUUCUUGCUACCGAUGCUUCAAUAAAUUAAUUAUCCUCUUCUUGCUUCCUAACUUUUCUCUAAUUUAAAUUUUGUAGGAAACAACAGAAGAAAAACUCAUUGUGAAUGAUUUGCAGAGUGUUAAUCACUAUGUUAAAAGUGCCAUGGUUUGUGGUUUUAUUCAUUUAUACACACUUCUGGUUUCAUUUACAGUCACUUACUGUUUACUGGCUUUGUUGUCAACCAGUGAUUUUGUUACCUCUGUUUCCUGGGUCCGUGACACAUAAAAAUCCCCAAUGAUGCAAAGUAAUUCAUAGCAUGCAUCCCGAAGGACCCGAAGAUUGAUCAAUCGAUCUAAACAUGAUAUCCCAUUUGUAUACUUUCUGUGGCUUUUAUUAUGGCUGUGGUUUAACGAUGCAUAUUUUAGCCCCUUGUAAUAUAGAGGUUUGCAGUCUGUCUUCAGAUAAACUGUCUGGUUACAUAAAGUCCCAAAUAUUUUCAAUUUCGAACUCUUUUUUUUUUUUUACUGGCACUCAGUGGUUCUGGACUGAGACUCAUGAUUUUUCACAAGAUGAGUCCCAGGAAAUUUUAUUUGAAAGUUAAAUCCAUUUAUCUGGUAAACAUGGAUUUCAGAUUCAUCUCUGCAUUCCUGCACGAGUAAUUAACAAGAAGUGAAUUCACUAAGUGAAGUUAACAUAAUGAAAUUUCUAUGAGUUAAGUUUUCUUGAAUUUGAUAUAAAUUUAUAUAAUUUAACUUAACUUGAUUACUAAAAUAUCUUUUGAUUAAAAUAGGCACUUCUUCAAAGGAUACAAGCGGCAGUAGAAAAGUUCCUGUACUGGGAUGAAGAAGUCAGGGCUAAUGAGCAAACGAAGGUAGGUGAUGAUAUCAUGUAAAAGCAUCUUUCUUAGGUAUACCAAGUGAAUUUUUGUUAAUGGAACGCAAUUAUCAGUUAACCAAAUUGUCCACCAUAAUGACUCCAUGUAAGGCAUGUCCAUAAUCUUUAUCAUUGUAGUUGCUUGUUUGGCUGGGAGUGAAUAGCUUGCCUCAUCUUGCAUCAUAAGCUUGAUCUGUUUUGCAUCAGCAAUUUGUUCCUGUUGCCCACUACCUGCUGAAAAUAUACUACCAAUCAGGGAAUCUUCCAGUAACAUGAUGGAAAAUAAAAUUUUGAAGACUUACUUGCUGUGAUAGUAGGAACAUAUUAAACAAUGCCUUUCGCAGGUCAACUCAACAAACACUCCAGGCCCCAGUUGUUCAAAAGGUGAAUAGCGUUAUCCAGCGGAUAAAUCUCUAUCCAGUGGAUAGUACAAUUGUUUCCCCCAAUACUCAUCCACUUGAUAGUGAUUUAUCCGGUGGAUAGCACCAUCCAGCUUUUGAACAACUGGGGCCAAGGGAUGUUUGAACAUGGACUUGAUUUUACAGUAAACUCUUUCUAAGCUGCCUUUAUGUGUCCGACCUAGAGAGAUGUCUGUGUUAUAGAGAGUCAAAAAAAGGCUUGGAGUAAUGAAAGGCAGGGACCAACUGAAGGUGUCUGUUUUACCGACGUGUAUGUCUGAUAGAGGUGUCUGUUAAGAUAGAUUUGACUGUAUUACUAUAAUGAGACUUUCUCUUAACAUGUUUUGCAGGACAAUAGGCCUUUCUCACCAGUGGCCACUUUGUCUCAGGAGAUUUAAAAAGCUUUGUUUAUGCAUGGCUAGCCUCUUUCUCUCUAUGAGGCUAGCCGUGCAUAAACAUAGUUUUUUUUAAUCUCUUGGGACAAAUUGGCUGCUACGUGACAAAGGUCUAUAUAAUACUUUUUUGUUUAAUUCAAUAAUAAAAUAUUACUUUUCGACGCAGAAGCCUUUGUCAGAAGGUGAAUCCGAUACUGGCAAUCAAACACAGAAAUGGGCAGAGGUGAGCAAAUCUCAUGUCUAUUCAGCAUUCAAAGAUAGCAUGUCCUAUACUUACUGUUGUCUGGGGCUAGAGUUGAUUUUGCAUAACUUUACCUGGUUCAUGUUGAGACCUUGUCGCAGGAUUCUCUUAUAAUUGGUUUUGUGAGAUUUUUAAACAUUCUUUAAUGUGCAACAGAUGUUAAAAGUCUUUAAGCAGACUAAUUCCUGAUGAACCCUUAUUAAGCAGCCAACCCCCUAUUAAGCCGCCACUUUCCAUUUCCCAGAGGGUGGCCGCUUAAUAGGAGUUUGACUGUAUUUUUUUUCUGUCCAUUGAUUAUUAUAAGGUGCGUGGAAAAUGUUUUUGGGCUAGAACAUCCAACAUGAAGUCACAACUUGCCUUGAAGGGCAAGCUGGAAAAUUUAUUUUUUUUCACUUUCCUACUGAUAAUGUGAGUCUACUUCACACCUAACAUGUGGGACACUAUUUUAUACAUUACCUGAUAAAGGAACACAUAACCCUUUAAGCCCCAAUAUCCAUGUAUAAAUUUACCAGGCUGAUCUCAUUAUAUUUCCCUAAAGAAUUAGUUGGCAGUCAUUUCAUUGACUCUCAUAAUCAUCUCUCUUUAUAAUAUAGUGAUGUUAUUAGGAGAAAUUGAUGUUGGUCAUAUUUGGGACUUAUAGGGUUAUUAAAACCUUUCUGAGUACUCUGUAGUUUUGUAACAAUGACACUGAUGUUUAGUCAAGUGUUCUCUUGUUAUUGAAGGCAAAUUCUAACUGUGCCGAUGCCAAAACCAAGCUGGAGCAUCUGUGUAAAGACCUGUCUCCAGAGCUAGCCCACUUUGACUGGAGGAAAGAAGUGGAAUUACGGGAAAUAUUGAUCGAAUAUUCGGCACUAAGAUCAGAACAUUUUGAAAAGGUAUGUGUAAGGAAUUCCAAUAAUAUUAUUAUUAUAGUAGAUAAAAUUUUGGAUCAAUUUAUGUUUCUGGGAAACUGCCCACCUUCCCCUCCCCUAAGCCAUCAUUUUGCCCUAAGCGAGAAGUAAGUGUUAAUGUUAGCUUAGGGGAGGGGUAGGUGGGCGGUUUCCCAGCAACCUAAAUCCAAAAUUUUUCCAGGAGAGAGUAGCCUUUGAUCAGACUCUAUCUCCAUUUUAGUUUACUUAUAAGCAGCACUAGAAGUUUUGCAUGAUUGUGGGUUAUGGCAAGAGAAGUGUUUCUUGAAACCUACGGUCUCAAAGUGAGGUCAAUAGGCCAUUUCCGAGUUGCCUCAAGCCUCUGUUUCAAAGCGUGGCUAAGUGCGAAGCCAUUGAUAUGGAAAUGAUUUUUUUCUCAUGCAAAUAAAACUUAUUUUCACAAUAAAGGUUUUGUACUUGGCCUUGUUUUGAAACUCAGAAAUGGCCUAUUAACAUACAUGCAUUCUGUGUAGGUAACAGCAUGAUUUUUAGUGAUAUUUGGCGUAAAUACCACGAGUGAUAUUUCGAAAUUGUUAUACGUAAUUUCACAAGCUGUUAGGUGAGUGAAAUUGAGACAAUUUUGAAAUAUCACGAGUGGUAUUUAUGCCAAGUAUCACAUACAAAUCACGCUAUUAUUUGUUUACACUACUGCCCACAAAAGUUUUGUAAUUUUCACAUGUAGGUAUUUCAAAUUAAGCUGAAAUACCACUGCUCUAAGUCAAUCAAAUUGCAGAAAGUGUAAGGGGAGAAAACCUCUGGUAGACUCCAUCCAGGAGGGAGUCGCCCCACACCCCACCCCCCCUCCCACCUCCUUCUUAUAUGAAGUAACUAUUGACUUUCCAGUUGAUGCUUAAUGUUGACUGUGAUAAGUGAGCAACCAUUUUCAGUAUUUAGAAUAAAAAAUUGUUUUUGUAUUUAGGUUCAAAGUAAAUGGUUUGGAGUGAAGCUCAUGGUGGAUGAGCCAGUAUCUGUGGAGGUGCGAGCUAUUAAGUGUGUCGAGGACUCAUGACAUAAAUAAUGCAUAAAUAAUAGCACUGGUCAAGGUAUAAUGAUAAUCAUGGGCCAAUCAUGAGGUCAGUAUGCCUGAUCUGAACAAGCUUGGUCAUUAAAGACUUUGGUGUAUUAUAGCUAAGAGGCUACUGAACAGAACUUGGGGUAACAAAGUUCCAAGCUGGUAAGAUAGCCAAGGCCCAUUUUGCUUGCCAGGGUAGGUAAUCAGAGCACAUGGCUUGCUUGCUUCAUAUUGCCUGACUGUUUAGCCAGUCAUGUAAUAACAAUUUCUUUAACCCAUUCACUUCUGGGAAUUUUUCGAAAAAUGCGUUUUGAAGCUAUUCAAGCCAUUGCCUGGUCACUGUUUGGCUAUAAAGAGCUAAAACUCACCACAAAGCUGUUUAUUGGUUGCUGUCUUCUGAUCCAGACACAAAAUAUGAGCUUUCAAGGUUUGGGCAUGCAGAGAACUCAUAUUUUCGAGUUAGUACAAGAUUUUUAAGGAAAUUUUUGGGUCAAUAUUACAUGGUUUUUGCCUCUUUCUCUGGCCCCCUUGACUGAAUUGUGCUUAUUCUGGUAUGGUCUGAAAGAUCUCUUCACCCUGCUCAAGUUAGAUGACAAAGUUGUCCUUGAGAAUUAAGGCAGAUGACAUCCCAAGUGGAUGAAGGGAUGUGGAUCCACUUGGGUGGUUCAGGGGCGAAUGGGUUAAUUCACUCUUUUAGUGUGUUAUUUGCAGUGUUAAAAUGCAACUUCUCUUUGUUUCUAAUACACCGAUCAUUCUUUGGCAAAAAAGAAGUAAGAUGUUGAAACAUGUAGUAUUCUCCUUGUUAAGUCAUCUCCUUGGGAACCUUGUUGUUAUUAAAAAUGUAUCAAUAGAUAAAGUUAGGUAGUUGUUUAAUGUAUGAAAAUGAUAAGUGAAAUUAUGAUAAUAUAGACUAUAAAUAAUGACUUUUUAUAUGCAGAAUUGGACUCAAAAAUUACAUUUUUAAGAGAGCCAAGAUUAAAGGCACAAAAUAUCAAUGGAAUCUAAUGGCCAGUUCACAUGAAAAUCUAUUUGGUUGUACAAAGUUAAAAAAAGAAAAGUUCAGUGAUAUAAAACACAAUCUAAUAUUAAUAUGUUGUGGAAAAUUGACAGACAUUUGUGCCAUAUAUAAUAUUAUUACGAGUCCCUCUCACUAGUAAAAAGAUUAGUAAUAUAAGGAAAAACGUUAUUUUCCACAAGUCUCCUAACACUUGUCGCAACAUCUGAGUUGUUGAUUAUGUACAGUGUCUGACAAGUUGAAUAAUUUACUGAUAAUAAGACAGUAGAGAGGUUAAACAUCAUCAUCUUAUGGCAAACAUCCACUUUCGUUUUUUCGGCUUUGCUGUUCAUUUUCAUUUUAGUUUGCAUAUCAGUUUCACUUGCACCCAGAUGGAUAAAUUAUCACUAAGAAAACAAAACUUCUUAGUGAAAAAGAAGACAGCAAAAUAAAUGUGAGCUGUUGGAAAUAAAUGAACAAGAAAUAAAGAUCGGCUGUUUGCCAAGAAUAUGAUGGUUGAUCGCUCUAGUAUUGUAGAAUACACUCAUGAAGUACAUUAUUUACAAGCUCAGUGCUAAUUCACCUUUGUCAUAGUUUUCUAUGCUACAGAUUCAGUCUCCUGUACAGUUCAGGGUGCAAAGAAAGUCAGUUUCACAGCCUGCCAUUCAGGCAAGCUGUUGCUAGCAUGUACUAGCCCACAAGUCAUUUCAACUGGCCCCAAAACCCUUUUUGAUUGGCAGGAUUGAUUAGUCCUUCUGUAAUUUGAAUUUCCCAAAAAAUAAAAGCACUUGCCCAUAGGGCAAGUUAAGAACAAAAAUCACUAGCCCAAUAGCAAAAUCGACUAGCCUCGGGCUAUUGGACACGACUUUCCUUGUACACUGCGGUUGUUUUGCAAUUAUUCUUGGAAGCAAAGUUAUAUUACUGUAAGGAAGACUAAAAAAAUAUUAUUGUCAAUGUUCACUACUUUGGUCUUAAACAUCCUGGCAUCUCAAAAUUAAUGUGAGAAUUGUUAAGCGUCAAUAUUCUUUAAAUUUACAGAGAAGUCGAAAUUUAUUAAUUUAAAGAAGUGAACUUGCUAUUAUUAUUAAUUUUUUGAGAAAUCUUGAAGUGACUCCAAAACUGACACAUCUCAUCUCUCAAACUCUCGGAUAUUUUGGAUUUUACUUGAGUGCCUCUUCUGGUGUGUAAAGUAAUAAUAUUACUUUACACACCAGAAUAAUAUUAAGUAAUAAUAUUAAGUAAUAAUAUUACUUUACACACCAGAAGAUAUUAUUAUUGAUUGAUAUAGAGAGCUUUAGAUUCUAAGAUGAGGUUGAGUAGGAGUACAAGAUUUUCUUAAUACUAAGUAGUGUUCGUGCAUGAGCCAGCAUCAUUUUGGCAAGAAAAUGUGGUAGCCAUCGUCACUCUACCAUGAGUUUUAGCGAGAAUAUCAUAGUUGUAAGAAUGUUAGAAGUUUUAUCAUUUUGUGAUUCGGAGAAGGCGUAACCUGUUCUGAUAAAGGUAACAGUGCUAAUUUUUCUGGUAAAAAGCACUAUAGAGCAUUCUGGAGUGUUUGUAUUUUGACAAUUCACAAGAAAACUUUAAAUCAAAUCUCAUUGUGGUAGUUAUUCUCGUCCUCAAAUCUAAAGGCCUCUAACAGUAAUAGAUCACUUGGUACACCUCCAAAUCAACAAAAUGCGUAGAUUUUAUAUAAUAUAUAACUUAGAUUUAUAUCCUUUACGAGUAGGACACAAACAUUGCAUAGCAUAAUAAAAAUAAUGUUAUAAUAAUAAUAAUCAAAAUGUUGUUUAGUUUUAACAAGUUUUUACUUGCA
Messenger RNA from Porites lobata, 22006 nucleotides. The record is from the annotation of a GenBank genome assembly. NCBI's taxonomy places the organism in Eukaryota, Metazoa, Cnidaria, Anthozoa, Scleractinia, Poritidae.